ACCAAACGCACCCGCAGCCGGUCAGACCGUCACUGAUGCUUGUACUAUUUAAGAGAGUGUGGUUGCUACAUUAAAGUGAGCGUAUCCCAUGAAGCGGCGAUCAGAACGAGUCCAAACCACUGCAGUGCCGUUCCCAACAGUCAUGUGUUCAAUCUCAAAGCGUCCAAAUCAGAGUGAAACCGUUAAAUGAAAGUUAUGUCAGGAUCAAAAGCAUAACAUAUAUAUUAAAGCAAGCAUUAAAAUGUUUUUCUAACUUAAUCCCAUGCUCAUCCAGUGGGAGAUAUUUGCCGUCCCAAAUCCCUUGGAAAAAUUAAUUUAAAGCUGCAAAGAGACACAUUUAGGUCAUUGGCAGGAAAGGUAAAAAAAAAAAUCCCUUUGAUCCAUGGCAUGUCAUUAAGCAGCCAAAUCUUAAGGAAUAACUAAUGUGGCCUUGAUUUGAGUUUGUGAACAGCAAGCCAGGGAAUACCGUGGUGAAAAUAAGGAUGGAGCUGCUGGGGGACUCAGAUCAGCGGCAUAUAUUUAUCUCAAGUCUCCUAAGAUGGGUGGUGUGUGAAGGAACAGGAAAUGUUCAUUAGUCAUUAAAAGCUGAUAAGUUUUAUGUGACAGCAGGAUGAGUCAGACAUAGAAAACUUAAAGACUACAGGUAUUAUUUAAACUCACGGCUACUUUUAAGCACACUGUGCCCACCAGAUGUCUAAAAUCGCAGCUUUCAAGAUGCACUCAGACGAGGUGAAAGAUCAGAAGAGCCAUUUUCAUUGAUUUAAUUAAGCUAUGAACUCUUCACCAAAUGAGAUAGAGGUAUGAAAAAAAAAAAAAAUCAAGCUGGAGAAAAAUUCUCAGCUACAAUUCAGGUAAAUUGAAAAUAGUUGUUUUCACUGUGACAGAAAAACAACAGCACCAAGGCUCAAAGUUGACCAUCCUGUUCAGUUCUGUUCCCUUCAACCAGAUAACGGCAAAGAUUAGCAGCACACAGUCAAAAAAUAAGAUGUGAGAGGAAACUGAAAUAGGAUGUGUAAGAGUUUCCUAAGAAGAACUUGCCAUCAGACAGUUUCAACACUCCUGGAGAUAAAGAGUUCAGGAACAAGGCCAAGCUCAGAGAGAUCAGCGCAUCACUGCACCACAUAGGUCACACACCUGCGCACUCACACACACACACACACUCACACACACACACAUGCUUACUCACAAAGGCUCUGUCUUUGACUUUACGACUGUUGAGCCGUCAGGCGGUGAACUCGACACAGACAGGGGAUCUCAGAACGAGAGCUGCGAUGGCGUCUAAACGAUUAAAACAUGUAGUCAGGAAGCGCGUUCGUAUGACUGUGUCGAUCUCGAUCAACCGACAAAAAGCAGAUUGUUUAAAUGUCUGACUUUCAUCGGCUUCACGUAAAGAGAGUAAAGAGGGCGCAGCUGCUGGCAGCCUGGAUGUAUGACUUUAUGUACAAUACCCUGUAACAUUAAAGUUGAGGCUCGCAGUGAUGAGGAGAAUGGGCUGGCCUGUGACAUGAAUGGCGUGGAGGAGGAGGAGUGCGCGGAAGACUUGCGCGUGAUCGAUGCCUCGGGGGCCAAGGUGAACGGCUCACAGCCGAGCCCCGAAGCCAAGGCCUUCUCCUCGGCCGGCGGUAUCCGGCUGCCCAACGGGAAGCUCAAGUGCGAUAUCUGUGGGAUAGUUUGCAUUGGUCCCAAUGUGUUGAUGGUGCACAAGCGAAGCCACACUGGAGAACGUCCUUUCCAGUGCAGCCAGUGCGGUGCCUCUUUCACCCAGAAGGGCAACCUGCUGCGUCACAUCAAGCUGCAUUCAGGGGAGAAACCCUUCAAGUGUCACCUGUGCAGCUACGCCUGCCGCAGGAGGGACGCCCUCACCGGCCAUCUACGCACUCACUCGGUUGGAAAACCCCACAAGUGCGCUUACUGUGGGCGGAGUUACAAACAGCGCAGCUCUCUCGAGGAGCACAAGGAGCGAUGUCACAACUACCUCCAGUGCAUGGGCCUGCAAAACAGCAUCUACACGGUAGUAAAGGAAGAAAGCAACCAGAAUGAGCAGAGGGAAGACUUAAGCCAGACGGGAUCUGACAGAGCCUUGGUGCUAGACAGACUAGCUAAUAAUGUAGCUAAACGUAAGAGCACUAUGCCACAGAAGUUUGUGGGAGACAAACGUCUGUCAGACCUCUCUUACGACGGAGGAGCAGGCGAGCUGAUUCAGCCCCACGUCAUCGACCAGGCCAUCAACAGCGCCAUCAGCUACCUGGGGGCCGAGUCGCUGCGGCCUCUCGUCCAGACCUCGCCGGCUUCCUCCUCUGAUGUGGCUCUCAGCGCCAUGUACCCGCUCCACAAGCCGGCGACAGAGGGCCACACAGGGACGGGCUUGUCAGCCAAAGACUCUGCAGCCGAGAACCUGCUGCUGCUCUCUAACUCCAAGUCCGCCUCCAGCGAGAAGGACGGCUCGCCCAGCCACAGCGGCCAGGACUCCACGGACACCGAGAGCAACAACGAGGACCGUCCAGGCGGAGCGGCCCCCGGCCUCAUCUACCUGACCAACCACAUCACGUCGGGGGUGAGGAACGGCGUGCUGCCCCUGGUGAAGGAGGAGCAGCAGAGGCAGUACGACGCCAUCCGGGCCAGCAUGGAGAUAGCCUCCGAGGGCUUCAAGGUGGUGACGGCGGACGGGGAGCAGGUGAGGGCGUACCGGUGCGAACACUGCCGCGUUCUCUUCCUGGACCACGUCAUGUACACCAUUCACAUGGGCUGCCACGGCUUCAGAGACCCCUUCGAGUGCAACCUCUGCGGCCACCGGAGUCAAGAUCGAUACGAGUUCUCCUCCCACAUAACACGAGGAGAGCAUCGCUACUGAGGCCCUGUAACACACACACACACUCUCACACAGACAAACAGGAGGAUGGAAAACAUGCCACACUCUCACUCACAGACAAGCACCUGCAAUAAAAGCAUAGAAAAAUGUGAUGUAAAAUACACUGUCGAUGUCUUGUGUUUUUAUACAAGGUAUGCAUGUUUGUUGACCACAGAUAAAUGUAUCUCAACUACUGAAGAAGAAAACAACAUUUAUUUUCAUUUUUCUGACACUGUGUUCAAAACGGACAUCAGCUCAUCUGUCUUUUUCUUUUUGUUUUCAAGGAGCGAAAAUAUUAAAAACAAUACAGCAGAGUUUCUGUGCCAUAUUCUUAUAAGUUCUAAACCGUGUAUUUACCAUGUCAUAAGUACCAUACUGCCAUAAAUAUGAAAUGUAUAAACGUGUCUUUUCUUUUGGAAAACCAGGUAGCAACUUCUUCUUUUUUUUUUUUUUUUUGAUUUAAAACAAGAUUAUUUCUUUUUACAAAUAUCUGUACCGAAUAACAGAUUUAAAUAUAUCUGCAGUUGUUUUCAGAGCAGGAAAACCCAUUGUAACAUUAAAUACAAUCAAUAAAAAACCUAACAAUCAGUGUAGAUAAACCCACAGUUCCUCACAAGGUUUUAUCCAGUUAUUGCGUUUGUAAUAACCUACAUAGUAUUUAUAACAUUUACAUGCCUGUCUGUUUUUGUAUUUAUUACAGUGAUUGAUGUUUGUCUUAUAGAGUAGUAAAAGCUGCAUCUUUUUUCUGUUCAACUGUACUAAAUGUGUAUGAGGUGAUCCAUGACUGCUGCUGGAAGCUAUUUUUAGUGUUAUCAGAGGGAAAUGUACUCCUGGACGUUUUGUUUUAUACAUGAUGGCUAAGAAUUGUUUGACUCAUUAAAUGAAAAUGAAGUUGACUUCAUUUGAAGGGAGCCUUAUGCUUGCAAAAUAUCAAUAAAGGAUAUUUUAUAUAUGCA
This is a messenger RNA of Stegastes partitus (bicolor damselfish), 3804 nucleotides long. It is a transcript of the gene ikzf1, whose product is annotated as IKAROS family zinc finger 1 (Ikaros). Gene Ontology annotation, biological process: regulation of transcription by RNA polymerase II. NCBI's taxonomy places the organism in Eukaryota, Metazoa, Chordata, Actinopteri, Pomacentridae. The transcript has 6 exons. The record is from RefSeq and is a predicted model, not a curated record. Gene Ontology annotation, molecular function: DNA-binding transcription factor activity; RNA polymerase II cis-regulatory region sequence-specific DNA binding. The coding region runs from base 1430 to 2851 and encodes 473 amino acids.